AUGCCUUUUCCGUCCAAAAAGAGAAAGUCCUCAAACCAGACUCACGACGACAGUGACAUUGACGACGCUCCUGCUAAACGCGGAAAGGCUUCGUCUGGAACCUCGUUCAAGCCUUCUUCUCAGCCUCUCGUCGACUCAGACGGGAAUCCAUAUUGGGAAAUCUCGAAAGCUAGACGUGUCACUUUGUCCGAUUUUAAAGGCAGGCAAUUGAUUGGUAUCCGUGAGUACUACCAAAAGGAUGAUGAAUGGCUACCCGGCAAGAAGGGAAUCUCAAUGAGUCUUGAACAAUAUUCGGCCUUGAUGGACAUUCUACCUCAGAUUGAAAAUGCUUUGAAGGAUAGGGGCGAAGAUGUUUCUCGGCCCAAAUAUGGCAAACAACAAACACCAGACGUCCAAGAUGACCAAGAUGACCAUGAGGACGAAGACCAGUCUCUACUCAAGAAGUCAAACAUCGAAGCAACGAGUGACGAAGAUGAGUGA
Messenger RNA from Exophiala bonariae, 480 nucleotides. RefSeq lists its product as uncharacterized. Gene Ontology annotation, molecular function: transcription coactivator activity; DNA binding. Bases 1 to 480 code for a protein of 159 amino acids. Gene Ontology annotation, cellular component: nucleus; transcription regulator complex. The record is from RefSeq and is a predicted model, not a curated record. Lineage: Eukaryota; Fungi; Ascomycota; Eurotiomycetes; Chaetothyriales; Herpotrichiellaceae. The transcript is spliced from 2 exons. Gene Ontology annotation, biological process: positive regulation of transcription initiation by RNA polymerase II.